This is a messenger RNA of Oncorhynchus nerka (sockeye salmon), 5582 nucleotides long. RefSeq names its product delta-type opioid receptor-like. Lineage: Eukaryota; Metazoa; Chordata; Actinopteri; Salmoniformes; Salmonidae. The record is from RefSeq and is a predicted model, not a curated record. Gene Ontology annotation, molecular function: G protein-coupled enkephalin receptor activity; neuropeptide binding. Gene Ontology annotation, biological process: G protein-coupled opioid receptor signaling pathway; neuropeptide signaling pathway. The coding region runs from base 114 to 1253 and encodes 379 amino acids. Gene Ontology annotation, cellular component: plasma membrane; neuron projection. The transcript has 5 exons.
GAAACAAAAGCGCGAGCCGUGUCCGACCAGUCGACCAGUAGUGCUUGGAUAAGUUUUCAGCACCACAGACCAGAGAACAGUAACAGUCACAGGCGCGCGACAGUCCUAGUGCCAUGGAGCCGUCCACUGCCCCUGGUGCUGAACCGGCUGAUUUCGACAUGUACUCGGUGAUUCCGUUCAAUGUCACCUACCCGGACGACGAGAUGGGGUUCGUGCCCAACGGGGAAAACUACACCCAGCAGCUCCCGGUUCAGAGCGCCUCCAAUAUUAUAGUAGCCAUCUCCAUCACCGCGCUCUACUCGGUUAUCUGCGUGGUGGGAUUGCUCGGGAAUGUCCUUGUAAUGUACGGGGUGGUGAGAUACACCAAGAUGAAGACAUCCACCAACAUCUACAUCUUUAACCUGGCUCUAGCUGAUGCCCUAGCCACCAGCACACUGCCCUUCCAGAGCGCCAAGUACCUGAUGGGGACCUGGGCCUUCGGAGAGGUCCUCUGUAAGGUGGUCAUCGCCAUCGACUACUACAACAUGUUCACAAGCAUCUUUACCCUGACCAUGAUGUCUGUGGACCGCUACAUUGCUGUGUGCCACCCAGUGAGAGCCCUGGAGUUCAGGACGCCCGCCAAGGGUAAGAUCAUCAACGUUCUGAUCUGGGUUCUGUCCUCUGCCAUCGGAGUGCCCAUCAUGGUCAUGGCGGUGACCAAAACAACAGACAGUGGUGAGAAAACAAUGUGUACACUGAAGUUCCCCGACCCUGACUGGUACUGGGAUACAGUCACUAAGAUCUGCGUUUUCAUCUUUGCCUUCAUCAUCCCUGUCAUGGUCAUCACCAUCUGCUAUGGUCUGAUGAUACUGCGUUUGCGCAGCGUCCGUCUGCUCUCCGGCUCUAAGGAGAAGGACCGCAACAUGCGCCGCAUCACCCGCAUGGUCCUCGUGAUUGUCGCGGCCUUCAUUGUCUGCUGGACGCCCAUCCACAUCUUCAUCAUCAUCAAGACUCUGGUGGAGAUCGACUCUGGGAACCCCUACGUGAAAGCCAGCUGGCACCUCUGCAUUGCACUGGGCUACAUGAACAGUAGUCUCAACCCUGUUCUCUACGCUUUCCUGGACGAGAACUUCAAGAGGUGCUUCCGGGACUUCUGCCUGCCCUGCCGGACCCGCGUGGAACGCAACUCCCUCAACAGGGGUCGGAACGCCAACCGGGAGCCCGUGUCCGUCUGCGCUCCGACUGUAGCUGGGACGGAAAGGAAGCCCGUAUGACUAGGCAUGGACCAGAUCCCUCGUGGUUCUCGAUCCAGGAGGGUCCAGCAAGACCUGCAGUCUGAGAUCACCCAGAUCUCCACAACGGAAUUCUGACAGGACAAACAAUGAUUUAGUCAGACUCACACAGAGGUGUCAGUAAAGGAGGUUCCAAAACACACCAUACCUUCUUUUUUUUUAGACCUCAUCUUCGACAUUCCUACCAGUGAGAUUUAGGAACUCUCUUUAUUGUAGCUCAGAAGUAGAGAGAUUCAAUUCUUCAUCAUAAAUCGUUUUCAAUAAAACUCUACACACAUCUCUGUGAAGGUUCUAUCUAGAGACAAUCUGCGAAGGUGCCAGGCCUUUUUGAGUAGUGAAUUUCUGGUUUAUGACAAAUGGAUGUCUGGCUGCAGAGUGAAUACACAGGAUGUUGUCAAGGACAGUGGUCCAAAGUAUACGACAUGGUUUUGUCAACAAGUCAUCCCUGUUUGUGACUGAUGACAAGCUGCACACAUAUGGGACUGGGGUUGUUUUGAAAAUAAGACAACAGGGUAAGGGAAACCACUGAAUGAGUAGAUAUGUAGACAUCUGAAAUGAGGACGUUUGACCCAGGAGGGGUUGGAGAAAACACCCAACACUGUUCAGUGACAAUGACAGUUGUUACAGCUGACGGACUUCGCAAAGAUUCAAAAUGCUAAGCAGUGGUCUAUUUUUUAUCUCAUGUACCAGAGACUGCAUCAUCCAUCUUGAAGUAGUGUGAAUAGACAAGACAGGCUGUAGCAUGGGUACAGUACACUGUGAGUGGGAUGUCAAUGCUCCUGGCUACAGUAGCCUUGUGCUUUGACAAACUGAGAAAGUGGAGAAGCAUGGAUGUCCAACCUUUGUUUAUCAGACCUUUCUGUUCUCUGGGAAGCAAGCACCUGUAAACUAACAUCGAUGAUGAAUUUUCAAAGAUUGCUGACGCAUAUUCCAUCACGCUUGACUAAGAAAAAAAAGUUAUUUUCUACUUUCCAUCUACAAAAGGCAAAACAAAUACAUUGCACGCGCCACAGAGGAAGAAGAAACUACAGAUCCAUUGUGACAGGUUGGAUGAUGGAUGAAAACACACUUUAGUGCAAUGCACUGGGGCACGAGACACUGAAACAAAAUGGGAAAAUGGGGCUGAUAGCUACAUGAAUCUGCAAACAAUGGAAAUCUACCACAGAGCUCUGUGCCUGCCUGUGCUCCACUGCUGUACCAUAGAAUUUCCUCCCAGACACCUCGGCUCUCGGCUACAAACCUAAUAGACUUUCAUAGAUCGGAGCAGAGAGGUAGAAGGGACCACUGAGAGGAAUAACUAGAACACUGAGGGUGGAGGAGCAGAACAGCCUAAUCUAGAUCUACACUCUGUGUGAAUGCAUUACUACUCUGAUGAAUGUAAAAAUGAAACAACAACAGCAAAACAACUUUAAAAAUGACAAGCCUGAAGAGUAUGGCGGCUUGUGAGACCAAGACAACAAACCUCUUGAGAAUCACUGAGCAUGUACAUAGCUGAACCAAGUGAGAUUUGGAAAGGACUUUUACUAUCUGUUUUACUGUGUAAUUGGAGAAAAACAUUAUGUCAUUUUGCAAAUUAAAUCGAUGGCAGAUUAGAGAGACUUAACUAUGGCAUUAAGUCAUGAUAAGAUUCCUAAGAAAGAUGAUGACAGCGCUCAAUUUUACCUUGAGGGCUUCAACUAAUUAUAGUGAUUAAGAUUAAAAUUAUCCUUCAUAUUUCAUAGGCUGUAGGCUAUAAUUUAUGACUUUAUUAUAGGGUAUAAAUUAUCCCGGUAACCUUGCAAAACAUCAAUGCUGAUGAAAGAUCAAGCCUGUAAAUCGUUCCAUAGAUUGCAACCCACAUGGCACCCUAUUCCCUAUAUAGUGCACUACAUUUGACCAAGUAGUGCACUAUGUAGGGAAUAGGGUACCAUUUCAGAAGUAGCUAUAUUUUUUACUGACCUUGGGCAUGAUGCUAUGUCAUGAACCACUAUGACAAGCCCAAAAAUGUGGACGAGAGGUUUGUGAAUCGUUUUGCAUAAUGAUACUAGCUAGCACAGACUACAGAUGAAAAGAGAAUAUAAUUAAUUACUGUUUAUGUCGAUGUCAGUUUAGAUGACAUAGUCUAACUAUUAAUGGUUAGAUGUUAACAUUUUGGCAUAUUUCUAAGAAGAUGAAUGUGCAUGUCUGUGGAAAUACUGAAGUCAGAAGGAUGCAACAUGUACCACAACAUUGUAGUUUGCUGAAGGUAAGGAAACCAAAAUCAGUUCCAAACUAAAAUCACUUAACGUGACUUUGUAGAUAUAGAUAUUCUCAGAACUCCAACAUAUUAUUUACGUAGUUGGCUAACUUUUUCAGUGACAGGUGAAACUAACUGGCUUCCGUUUGUGUAUGUGAUUCUGUAUGCUGUUUUGAUGAUGACUAUCGCUCCAUUUUCACAGUGAUAUUUGAUUAAAUAGCUGUAUGCUUUAUUAGCUACUGUACUGCAUAACUGCUGAGGCUAGUCUUACAUAAAAAAAGAAAAUAAGAGAGAAACAGAUUAAGUCCCAUUUAUAGAAUGAGAUUAUUUUCAUCCCGUAUCUUCAGUAUAUGUCCUGGCAGUGAGUGAAAAUGCUUCAGGUCUAAUAACACAGACUGCUGAAUUAUUUACGGCCGAAUCCGUUUCUGCUUUUUGUUCUCUUUGCUUUUGUCAGUAUUCCUGACAGACACACUUCAUAUUAUUAUGUGGAUCUAAAAGGAUGUAUUUACAUGGCUUCUACAAAGAGAUAUAGUCUAUUCAAAUGUGGAACAGCCUUCACAUUAUUAUGUAUAACAGAUGUGAUAUUGAUUACAUGCAUUAGCUUUGCAAACAAGCUCAAAUCGACAGGGUAGAGAUGUUUAAGUACUGUACUCCAGUGUAACAAUGCUCACAACUUCUGUAAAUGAAUUGUACAUCUAAAUAUGGUUUUACCACCCUUUAAUACACAGUAGGACCAUAAUGGUAAAAGGUACAGUACAGUACAUCAAACUGACAAAUGCCACAAAAAUAGAAAAUGACCACUUAGCCACCCAUUUUUACUAGAGCAACAGUUGCUAAUAGCCUACUAUAACCUUUUUGCCUCUGAGUGUCUGUUAUAGAACGAUGGAUUUUAUAUUGAUCAAGGCUAACUCCCACAUAGUAUUUCUCGGAACCGCUGUCAAUAGCUACAAUACUGCAAUACAAUUGUAACUUUCCUUUCUCUUGUCAUGUGUGUCACACUUUGUGUUGAAUAUCUAAUUUCAUUAUUUAACAAUCUAUCAUUCAUGGUUUUUAUACUUAUACACUGAGUGUACAAAACAUUAAGGACACCUUCCUAAUAUUGAGUUGCACCCCCCCCCCCCCCCCCCACCCCCUUGUUGACCCCAAGGCCUGUGCUGGCCUGUGUUGACUCCAAUGCUUCCCACAGUUGUGUCAAGUUUGCUUGAUGUUCUUUGGGUGGUGGACCGUUAUUGAUACACACAGGAAACUGUUGAGGAUGGAAAACCCAGCAGCAUUGCAGUUCUUGACACAAACCAGUGUGCCUGGCACUUACUACCAUUCCCCAUUCAAAGGCACUUAAAUAUUUUGUCUUGCACAUUCACCAUCCGAAUGGCACACAUACACCAUGCGUGUCUUAAUUGUCUGAAGGCUUGAAAAUCCUUCUUUAACCUGUCUCCUCCAUUCAUUGACAUUGAUUGAAUUGGAUUUAACAAGUGAUAUCAAUAAGGGAUCAUAGCUUUCAACCGGUGUCACCUGGUCAGUCUACAAUAUGUCAUGGAAAGUGCAGGUGUCCUUAAUGUUUUGUACACCCAGUGUAUUUUGGUAAAGCGUUAUAUAAAUAGUCAAUGUGCAGAUGUUCAACAAACUAGCUGUAGACUAUCAGCAGGAUAUCAACAGUAUGUUUUUAGCCUAUAGAUUCACUAUUUAAUCCAAAUAUAGCUUUACCUCUUUUUUUCUAGCACUGUUCUUCUGCCCUGCUUUGGAUAUUGCAGUUAGGGAAUUUUGUCAUUUUUAUGAAUUAAUAUACAUUUAUAAGUAACUCCUUUAAAGACUAUUGAAUACUGGAACAUUUCUGUAAAAUGUAUACAAAAAGCUGUAUGUUUGCUUAUAUUCAAUGUAUUGCCAGAGACUGUAAGGUAUUUGUGCUAGUCACACUUGAACCCAUCAUGAUUAACUUUACAGUGCUCAUGCAGUGAUUCUUAUAGUUUAUAACUUACGCUAGCUAGAUGAGUAUCUAUUGUAAAAUGCAUUGAUGAAUUAACAGCAAGCCAAGAUGUUUUACAAGAAGCUUCUCGGAUUGUUGAUUAAAACAACAACAAAAAUCAAUAAAAUGAACA